Messenger RNA from Toxotes jaculatrix (banded archerfish), 1275 nucleotides. Its product is annotated as P2Y purinoceptor 1. The transcript is spliced from 2 exons. The record is from RefSeq and is a predicted model, not a curated record. Gene Ontology annotation, cellular component: membrane. Bases 253 to 1221 code for a protein of 322 amino acids. Gene Ontology annotation, molecular function: oxysterol binding; G protein-coupled receptor activity. Gene Ontology annotation, biological process: G protein-coupled receptor signaling pathway. Lineage: Eukaryota; Metazoa; Chordata; Actinopteri; Toxotidae.
CACUGUAGUCUGUAGAGUUUCACAGAGAGCAGCUGCACAAAGAAAGUGUAGCUACAAAACACAACUUCAUCUUUUCAAGCUACAGUGUAGCUUUCGGCAUUUGAAGAUCAGGCAAAGUCCCUACGCAACCCAUUGCAGAGGACCGCCUGUGAUGCAGCAGCGUGUAUGAGAACUGUGUAGGCCUGUUCUCUGACUUUCAUUUGACUACAUUCACAAAAAAAAAAAAAAAAAAAAACACAACCCAAAAACACCAUGGUGAAUGUAACAGAAGACGGCUGCAUCAUCCCCUCAGUGGAGUACCAGUACUACCUUUUCCCAGCGGUCUACAUUCUGGCUUUAGUUAUAGGUCUACCUGGAAAUCUGGUCGCCCUCUUCGUCUUCGCCUUCAAGAUCACUCCUCGCACGGCCUUCAGUGUGUACAUCAGUAACCUGGCUCUGGCAGACAUCGUCAUACUCUGCACUCUACCCUUCAGGAUCCACUACCACCUUAACAGAAACGACUGGGUGUUUGGGGAUGUCACCUGCCGUAUCACGGGGGUCCUGUUCUUCGCCAACAUCUACAUGAGCAUCUGUUUCAUGACUUGUAUCUGCGUGGAUCGCUACAUGGCCACUGUACAUCCACACUCCUAUCUGAGGAUGCGCAGCCCAUGGUGCUCUUUGGUUGUGAGUGCGGUGCUCUGGUGUGUCGCCGCAGUGGCUAUACUGGUCUUCAUCCUCAUGGGACCUCUGGAAACCAAUGCAGAUCAAUCUGGAAGCCACAGCUGUUUUGAGAACUUUGCCAAGAACGAGUGGAACACGCGUUUGGUGGCGUACAGCAUGCUGAGCCUGAUCUUCUGCUCUCUGCUGCCCUCCAUCAUCAUCCUGGUGUGUUACCCGCUGGCUGCACGGCGCAUUUCCAUGAUCAAGACUAAGACAGCCCAAAGAGCCGUGAGGGUCAUUUACACCAUCCUGGCUAUCACGCUGCUCUGCUUCCUGCCCAACCAUGUGGUGUACCUGCUGCACCUCCUUCGGCGCAUAGACGUCAUCAAGAGCUGCUCCGCUGCCAACGCCAUCUACAACGCCAGGCGGGUCACCAUGGCCCUCGUCACCCUCAACACAUGCCUGGACCCAGUGCUUUACUACGUUACCACCAGCCACUGCAAAUGGGAUCGCUUAAAGAUGACAUGGCUGUGUGGGCAAAUCAGGAGGAGCAGGGGUGUUUAUACCAUUGCCAUGAGCUAAGUGAACUUAAAGGGGUAGAAGUAAAUGCUUACUGCAAAUAUAACUCUGUAUAUG